Molecule: messenger RNA, 693 nt
Organism: Oikopleura dioica
Lineage: Eukaryota; Metazoa; Chordata; Appendicularia; Copelata; Oikopleuridae
Source: the annotation of a GenBank genome assembly
AUGUUCGCAGCUGGUUUGAUGUCUAACCGAGUGACGAAACGCUCGGGCGAGAAAAAAAGAAAACAGACUGGAGACAUUCGGAGCAAUUUCUAUCUCUUUGUGAAAAAAGGAAAUGUGGAUCUAAAAUGCGUGUCUACGAUAUUCGUCAUUUUAGGGUUGAUCAUCGUUUGCCUGGGCACAUGGACAACAUGGUUCAACGGAUUCGCUAAAUCGCCGUAUUCAACUCGCGCUGGACCUAUCUUCAUGGGCACGGGCUUUUUUGUCCUUCUUUGCGGAUUGGCGAACUUGCUCGAAGCGAGAGAUGGAAGAAAUAGGCACUUCAUCGUUGGCGAUUGCUACAUGAACGCUAUUUACAACAAAGACAGGCCGAAUGGGGGCGGUUUCUUGAAAAUGCUGCCGUUUGUUCUGACGACGCAGCAGUCGGCAUUGGACCAAGUUGAUCACGACCACUUGAUUAGAGAAAAGAUUUAUAUGGACAGCCCAAAGGAAUCAAUGAAGACUAAGAAGGCCAAGUCAGACCACCACAAAACGAUAGAAUGGGCGGAUAAGCACUGCCAAAAAUGCAUGGAGCAGAGUAAAUACGCCGAAGAAAAAGGAAAUGCGGGUAUCUUACGAUUGCGAACACUCGAUAAAGACGAACCUAAUUCUCCUGCUUCUGUUAAAGAUUUUACUAUUAGCACGACAAUUGAAUAA